CUUUCCGGUGCCAGGAGGAGCCGUGUCGCUGCCGCCUUGGUCCGUCAGGCCUCGGGCCGGUUCUCCAUUGCUCGUCUCCCCGGACUCCUCGCCGCCGCCGCCGCCGCCGCUGCGCCGCGCUUAGGGCUCGGAUCCUGCCGGGAAAAUGUCAGAUGAAUUUUCGUUGGCAGAUGCACUGCCUGAACCAUCCUCUGCCAAAACGUCUGCUGUGAGCAAUACAAAAGCUGGCCAGGCUCCUCAAGGCUGGCCAGGCUCCAACCCUUGGAAUAACCCAAGUGCUCCACCUGCCGUGCCAUCUGGACUCCCACCAAGUGCUGCAGCACCCUCCACUGUGCCUUUCGGACCAACACCAACAGGAAUGUAUCCCUCCAUGCCUCCAACCGGACUACCGCCAGGACCCCCAGCACCCUUUCCUCCUUCUGGACCAUCAUGUCCCCCACCUAGUGGUCCUUAUCCAGCCCCUACUGUGCCAGGCCCUGGCCCCACAGGGCCAUAUGCUACGCCAAAUAUGCCCCUUCCGGAGCUACCUAGGCCAUAUGGUGCACCCACAGAUCCAGCUGGUACUUUAGGUCCAUGGGGAUCCAUGUCUUCUGGACCUUGGGCACCAGGAAUUGGGGGGCAGCAUCCUAAUAUGCCAUAUCGAUCUCCAGGGCCAUAUCCCACUCCUCCUCCUCCAGUGUCAGGAGCACCGCCUGUUCCAUGGGGCACUGUGCCACCGGGAGCCUGGGGACCACCAGCACCAUAUCCUGGCCCUGCAGGAUCAUAUCCCACACCAGGACCCCAUCCUGUUCCGAAUAAUCCUUACCAAGUGCCUUCAGGACCUUCUGGUGCUCCACCAAUGCCUGGUGGCCCCCAUUACCAUUAAGUUGAGAGUGGAUGAAGAGAUGGCGCCUUGCUUUUUGAAGUACAUGUACAUGCACAUGAAGGCUUAUACACAAGUGGCUGGUUUCACUGUUGGUGAAGGACGUUCCUGAAAGAACAACUUUUGUACCUCAGAGAGUUCCUGCUUCAUGUGUUUGGAUAUGUAGAACAUCACAUGGGUACAAUCAGAUAAAAAUGUAAAAGCAAAUCAAGUGUGGUUAAUGUGGCUGUGUAUAUCAAAUAGCUUUUGAUAAUACUUGUUUAAAAUAUAGCUGUACCCUCAAUCUAAAAUGACAUGGAUUAUUGUUAGACUCUGUAACUUAAUUGGCAAAGUAAUUCAAGUAUUUUUUUUUAUAAUCAUCCCGCACUCCCAUAUAACUGAAAACAAUCACUUAAUUGAAACAUGACUCCUCAACAUUUUGAGGUCCUCUGCCUACACAAACCAGGACCUCUUGUUAUAUUUUAGCUACAUAAAUGUAUUGUGUAUGUGUUUGCUAAGUUUAAUUCAACAUUAUUCCCAGUUCUGCCAAAAUAAGAUAAUGUUCCUAUCAAAAUUGCAUUAUGAUCUAAGGACAGGUUUCUUGCUCUGACAGAGUUUUAGAAAAAGGUUGGUGCCACAUGCACUUGAACAAGGUUUAAUACAGGAGUCAGACUGUCCAACCUCAGGAAGGUAGGAAGAGGAGAUGAGUGAGGCAGCUGGGCUGGGCCUCAUGUCCACCCAGCUGUGUGAGCCAGCAGCUGGAGCUGGGAACUUUCCUCUCACUAGCAGACAGCUCCAACAUAGGGAUGUCCUUGACAAUCUGAUUUGGAAUUCACAAAUCAUUUUUUUCUUCAAAGCAUUUACAAAAGGUGGUCCAUUUCCUUAUAAGUUAAGUUACUGGCUGGACUAAAUAAACAUCAUUUAUGACAUUUUUUAAUGGAAAAAAAAUGUUCUGAAUUCCAAAUGACAUUCUCCUAAUGACUGAACCACAGCUCAUUUGAGUUGUUCCAGAAUUACACAUGUAGUUAAUACAUGUUGCUUGGCCGUAGUAUACAGGACAACUGGAGGUGAAACUAGUUGACAAAGCCACGGUCAGACCUCUCAGUAGACCAGUAGGAAGCAGAGGCUGACAAGUGGCUCCUGCAGACACUAAACCAUCUAGAUCGAUCAGUGUGCAUGACUGCACAACUUGCUUUUCCAAAGGACAUUUCUGGACCUGCUAUGAGUCCAGAAGGCAGUCUGCUGUGCUCUCCCAGUAGCACAAGGCCUGUAUGACAGACCCUUUCCCACUCCAACUUAAGGGAUUAAAGAAGAUUGGAGUACUCGGGAGCCAGAGGCAGGUGGGUUUCUGAGUUUGAAACCAGCCUGAUCUACAAAGUGAGUUCCGGCACAGCCAGGACUACACAGAAAAAUCCUGUCUCUGAAAGAAAUAGAAAAAAGGGAUGCUGGAUUUGCCUCCUGGUAGGUUUAAGACCGUGUUAUGGGGAGAAAGUCAUGGCCCAAGUCAACCAUGGGUGUGGCCUUCAGCAUUUCGGUGUGCUCCACUACUUUGGAACUUGGAGCUGCCCUCCUCUUCUCACUGCUACUCUAGGUGUGAGGUUUGUCCAGCUUUGGGUGAGAUUUUACAGUCUUGGGCUUGACACAGCAAAGCAUGAUCCUUGAGCUUGUUUGUGCUGUGUGUGCCAGGGGUGCCAUGGCAGUGACUGGUGACCCCAAAAUGCCACUGAUCUUACUACCAGGUGCGUUCAGACAGUGAUUCACCAAAGAUACCUCCUGCAUUAACUUAAGCCUUAAAACUUUUAAGUGCAUUUGGUGCCAACAUUUUUCUAGUACUCUAGCAGAGCAAGAAACCCAUUCUUAGGAUGUAAUGCAGUUUUAAAAGGAACAUUUUGUUAUUUUGGCAGAACUGGAUAUAGUGAUUGAAUUAAGCUUAGCAGCCACAAAAAGAUUGCUGAUUCUCUUCUCGGGGGCGCCCUGCCAGUCUGGGCAUCUGGACCCUGGAACAUACCGUCACUGCCCUGCCUACCUAUGUAAUUUUAAGCCAAUAAUUAGCUGCCAAGUUCAUCAGCCGCUGUUUUGUUGUUGGUGUUUGGGGGGAGGGUAGUUAGUAGAAUCUAAUGAUCCAUCCUGCAUGUUGUGCUGUGGACAGUACUUCCAUUUAAACCCUGUGCUUUGGACUUUCCAACUGAUAAUUGGGACUUAAUAAAUUUAUUACUGUUAUUUAAUGUAAGUGGAAAUCAAAGGUAUGGCAGAAUUUUCUAUUUUUGUUUUGUUUAGAACAUUUCUCCUGUUGCUGUCAGGGUAGAGUAUUUCUGGAUUCAAGAUACAAUCAAGAAAAGCAAAAAUAAAAUAAAAAAUAAAAGGUAGCCAAAUGAGGAAAAGAAUCCAGAAAGAAAGGGCUUUCUAUUUUUGUUUGUGUUUUAACCUAAGAAAAGAAUAAUGCUCUCUUCAGAAUAAGCCAUGCUGGAGUAGGACUGGUCUCUUAAAAAGACAGCUUGUCAAUAAGUGUUUGGUCCAAAUUACAAAAUUUGUUGACACAGGCUGACAAAAAUUUUUAAAUAAAUAUAGCAAAAACAUU
Molecule: messenger RNA, 3419 nt
Organism: Peromyscus maniculatus bairdii (prairie deer mouse)
Lineage: Eukaryota; Metazoa; Chordata; Mammalia; Rodentia; Cricetidae
Gene: Mapk1ip1l
Product: mitogen-activated protein kinase 1 interacting protein 1 like
Source: RefSeq, a predicted model, not a curated record